Messenger RNA from Portunus trituberculatus (swimming crab), 5591 nucleotides. RefSeq names its product cytochrome P450 2C31-like. Bases 46 to 1275 code for a protein of 409 amino acids. Gene Ontology annotation, molecular function: oxidoreductase activity, acting on paired donors, with incorporation or reduction of molecular oxygen, reduced flavin or flavoprotein as one donor, and incorporation of one atom of oxygen; iron ion binding; heme binding. The transcript has 10 exons. Gene Ontology annotation, cellular component: cytoplasm; intracellular membrane-bounded organelle. Gene Ontology annotation, biological process: xenobiotic metabolic process. The record is from RefSeq and is a predicted model, not a curated record. NCBI's taxonomy places the organism in Eukaryota, Metazoa, Arthropoda, Malacostraca, Decapoda, Portunidae.
ACCGUCGAUAUUCUGACAGUAGUUGUGGUGAGUGGCGUCAGUACCAUGAAGGAAGUUUUCGCCCAGAAAAGCACAACAGACCGACCUCAAAUGGUGUUCACUACUGUCAGGAACAGAAUCAUCACUGACGGCCGCACAUCUCACAUCGGUGUGAUAGGCACGUCUGGCCGACUGUGGCAGGAACAACGAAGAUUUGUGCUUCACCAUCUGCGUGACUUGGGGUUCGGCAAGAGUAGCUAUGAACCCAUCAUGGUGGAGAAGAUCGCGGAGUUGAUUGACCACCUGGUGAAAAAUGAAGGUCACCCUGUAGAAAUGACGCGUCUCUUCAAUCGGUCGGUGAUCAACAUCCUAUGGGCGAUGGUGAUGGGGAGGCGCUACCCUUACGGUCAUGUCAAGCUCAACAAGCUGAAGAAUACGUUUAUUCAACCUGCUGACUUCAACCUAAUCUCUCCUGUGCAUCACAUACCACAUAUCCUAAAGAUUUUCGAGUUCAUUCCUCUCCUAAGGCACCUGCUAAGUGGCAUCAAAGAUAUAAGUAGUUUUCUGAAGAGUGAGAUCAAGGAGUUUCUUGCCAACGAAGAACUCAGGAGUGGUGAAAACUUAACUGCAUUCUACCUGAAGGAGAUUGAGAAAAAAGAGAAUAACAACUUCAACAUGGACCAGCUGGCGGGACUGAUUUUUGACAUGUUCGUGGCUGGCAUGGAGACCACUUCGAGUACCCUUACCACAGCCAUCUACCUUAUGACUCAACACCCACAUGUGCAGUGCCAAGUGCAGCAGGAACUGGACAAGGUUGUGGGGAGGGAACGUCUCCCUUCUUUUUUGGACAUGGAACGAUUGCCCUACGUGCAGGCCACAAUUCACGAGGUGCAGAGAGUAUUCAAUUUACUCAAGUUCUCUCUCCCACAUGAAGCAAACCAAGAUUGCAAGCUUGGUGGCUAUGACAUACCCAAAGGAACCUGGCUGUUGAUCAACUUGGAUGAUGCCCACACAAACACUGAGUACUGGAAGAAUGCACAAGAAUUCAACCCUCAAAAUUUUCUUGACGAAAAUCUGAAGUACAAGAAGAACAGUGCAUUAAUGCCCUUUGGAGUGGGAAAACGUAUGUGUGCUGGGGAGCCACUGGCCAGACUAGAACUCUUCCUGUUCUUCACUCACUUGUUCCAGCGAUUCACUUUCACGCUGGUGGAGGAACGCAAACCUAUCUCAGAAACUAACCCAAUGUUCAACUCACCACCAGAGUACACUGCCAUUGUCAAAAGCCGCCCUAAGUAAUCUUCUAGGAGUACAAUCCCACCUUCAGACCAUCAACUAAAACAUGUUGGUAAUUCCAUAUAGGAUGGACCAGACAAAAAAAGCUCCACACAAUCAUACAGACUUUGUUCAUUCCUUGACACUCAUGGCUAGCCAUGUUGGAUCCUGGUGGAUUGGGAGUCUUAUGGACCUCCAGAAUACAUCCCAGAAGAGAUACAAAUGAACUCUCAUGAGGAGCGAAGGCGUCGCAUGGAAGAAACCGUUACACAGGGAGGUUAGAAGAACACGUCACCUGAAAGUUUAGCUACGAAGCCAUGCCGGGGUCAGCAUAUGAGUGUUCUGGGUAGUGCUUCCAUCUGUCAGAGUCCAUGACUCCUGGCAUUCAAAUCACUGCUCAGCCUCAACAGUGGCAUUAUUAGUGGCCACAAAAGGUAACCUUUGAAAAACAGCUUGGUGUACAUAUUCUAUGUAUAUGUUGUAUUUACUUGGACAAUUUGAUAAUUUUGCAUGAAGUAUUUGUUUUCUGUGUAAUGAAUGUAAAGGAGUAAAAGAUGAAAGUUGCAUGUGCUUGGAAGACGAGGGGUUUUAAAUUAUAUCAUUUAGCACAUAGGACCAACCACAUGAUGCUGAAGACUGAAACUCAAGUGGCAUGGUUCUCUGACAGCAGGAGGCAACAUAGUUUUUUUUUUUCUGUUGAUUAUUAUUUGACUUUAAUGUAAAAAUAAAGCCAAGAGCAGAACACUCAGAUACUGAGGCAACAUCGAUAAACAAGAGAAGCCGGGACAAGUCCCAGCCGGGCUGGAUGUCACAACAAUAGGCUACAGUGAACCUUACAGAUAAUUGCUACUGUAAUGAAGGAUAAGCGCCUUAUCCUGUGAAAUAACGGCAUGUUAAUGUGGAAAAAAAUUAAUACUCAAUUUUUUAGACAAAUUUUAGUAAUAUCCUUCCAUCUUGAUAGCCAUGAUGUUUCAAUCAUCCAUCCCGGCUAAGAAAGUUUGAGACGAAGAUUGGCAUCGAGCACCGCCUGGGAUCACAACCGAGGACAAACUGUCCUUGUGGGGUGUGGCAGCUUACCAGCAUGAGGGUACCUGCCAUAAGCACCUCCACAUUAAACUUUUUUCCUUAUUUCCACUGCACCUGUGAAGAGAGCUGAACAUAUGUUCAUUGUGUCACCUACUCCUUUGGAUGCCAGAUCAAUAAUUGUAUAUGAAAGCCAAGUUUUGGAGGGCAUUAAUUACCUUUCUUUUUUUUUAUAUAAGAAUUGGUCAAGAGAUUAACUCUAUCUGAGCCUCAACCAGAAAAAAAGAUCCACACUUUUCAGUCUUCCUUGUCCCCAUUCACACCACCACCACCACCAUCACUAAUGAACAUUUUUGAGGAAUAUCUUGCAGUAGCAGUCUUAAAAAUCUAUAAAUAAUUGAAUGUAUGUAUACACAUUUUCUUUAGUGGGAUGUGAAUGAAAUUCUCUACACUUUUAGUGAUCACUGCUAGUUCUUAUUGAAGAGUAACACCAGGGAAUUUUUCCUAGUUUCAGAGGUGUAUGUGAAUGAGCUUGAGGGAACCCACUGAUUGUUUAGAAAGGCAAUUACAUGUCUCGAAACCAGUCUUUAUAUAUAUGCAUAUAGUUAUGUAGUAUAUGCAUACUGGAAUUUCCCGAGAAGCGUACCUCAGGCAGCACCGGUCAGACAACAGCAUGACGUUCAGGUCACUGUCCUCCUGAUACGGGUCACAGGUCAGGUGCAACGACUCCAUUACCCUGAUGUGCUGGCCUGGCCAUACCACACAUGACUGCAUCCUUUGGUCAUCAAAGAAAUUAAUUACACUGUCAAACUGAUGGGUUACAUUUGUCAGCCAGGUUGUUCUGAGAGGAUUUAAAAAGUAAGUACUAGCAACUAACACAGUUCACAAAAUUUAACACUGCACCAAUGAAACUCACAAAAAUAGAAUAGAAAAUGGAGUCUUAAGUAGCAUUCUUCUUUGCACCUGACCUAAAAUGACCCGGCAAAACAGGUCAUCAGCUUCCCCUCACUAAUGACCCCAGGGCGACAGAUCUCUCCUCAUUGUUGUGAUGAAUGCAUUAACAUUUAAACAAAAUCUGCUGUGUGCAAGGAUAGUGCUUUAUGGCAUGACACACUGUGUGGAGCAGGCAAGGAGUACACGUAAGGAGCACCACCACCAGUCUUUGUCGACCCUGCAGUGCUUUGUAGUAAAUUUCAACGUUCUCUCUCUAAAGUAUUUUUGAUGCUUUUAUCAUUAAUAUCACAGUCCUUUUGUCCUCAUGUCUUGCAUCAGCAUUGCUUACCACAUUAGUAAAUUCAAGUCAGAAAAUAUAAAUGAAAAAAUGGUCAGUAUGAUCAGAGUUGCAAUUAGUCAUCAUAUUUUUCACUUUAUGUGUCAUAAUGUUAAAAGUAAAUAAUAAUAAUAAUAAUAAUAAUAAUAAUAAUAAUAAAAUCUUCAUUACACAACACACAGGUUGUCUAUGGAAAUCCUGGAGGAACGUUGUAAACGUCAAGGAAAGGUGGUGAUGUUAAGUGGGAAUUCAAAGAGUGAUAGUUUAUCUACACCAUUUUGGUAAAAUCUGGGAUUGUUCAGUGGAAAUUUUUGAUUGAAUACAUUAUGUGUGUAAUUUCAUGUAGAAGGUUUAAAGCUCUGCCAGGCUGAGUUGCAUGGGGCAGGAGUGGCAACAUGUAUAGGGGUGGUGCUGGUUGGUCCACAUCCAGAGAGACCUGUCGCCCUUCUUAGCUUGGCCCUUAAAUGGUAUAUUACCUAUUAUCGUCUGUUAUGAAAUAAAGUACAAUGCAGGGAUUCUCUCAUAAUGUAAGAUAUUUUCCCUAUAUAAAUAAAUUCUGAAAUAUAAGAUUAUGAAGUAACUGCAUGGAAGGUAUUUUACUCUAAGUAUUCCAUGAUCCCUAACUAACUCGUGAUAUAUUCUGAUCACCAGCCUCAGGACGGGAGCGUCCCCACCAAGGGCCGGUUCCUCACCACAGUGGAGACCUUGGCCGCCUAUCUAAAGCUUCAUUAGCAAAAAAUUCUCCCCUAUUCUGUUAUCAAUUAUCUACAAAAAAGGGGAUCAAUUUAAUAUUAUGCAGUUUAUAGAGGAAGUCAACAUGAAUUGGAAUAAAAUUAGCCCCACAGUUAAGAGGUACACGAGAACAGGAAAAUAAAAAUAGAAAUCCAUUCUCACAUAAUCCACAAGAAAGGAUCUCACUCUCUCCCUCUGAUCUAUGGGGAGGUGUGCCUGGCAAUGAGGCUUUGCCACAGUGACAUUGAAUUUUUAAUAGAAAGAGCAAGUGGACAAAAUACCUUGGAAAUUGGGCAAAUAAUGGACUUGCAUUUCUUUGUCCACAUCUGGUUUGGCAUGCUGUGGGCAAUGGAGAGACAGUGACUAUAGCCUCCAAUAGAAGGGAUUCCAGAGAGAUGAGUAGUGCACACAUUAUUUGUAGAAAUAUUAGAUGUGUCUUACUGGUAGACACAUGCUGCCAGGUCCCUGGCCCUUUCUGACCACUUGCUGCCACCAGACAUCAACUCACUGCUGCUGAUUCAUUACUUUAUAGGUUUACAAAGCCUCUGAAAGGGUGUUUACUCUAACAGAUCCCUUUGGUGUAUGCAGCAGUCGCUAUAUUUUGAUUAUUUGCCACAAUUUCACACUAGAUAUCAGGCCUGAUCAUUUCUUUUUUAAAUAAACCAGUCUGUUUUUAACACAACUACACAUAUGCAUUUCACAACAGAUAGAGUAAAAAAGCCUUUAAUAUGACUAAGGAAGAAUAAUGGCAAUCACUUUCCUCUUUAUAUUCCUCUAUCAGCGCAGCAGGUAACAAAACUGUCUUAGCUGCAAUUAUGAUGAAAAUAUUCUUCUCAUUCAUAUACAGGUUCAUUUUCAAUCUCAUAACGCAAGAAAUUGACACAUCAAAGUGAGUUCAAAGUUUACAACAGUAAAAACACCUGGGUGUGAAAUUCAGGUAAACAAGAAAUCUGAAUCUUCAUCCUGAUGCAAGAGAAACUUCUCUGUCCCUGCAAGGAAAGAUCAAAGUCCACUACCCUUUCCUUACAUCACAACUAUGACUUCUCAGAUAGCCAGCACAGUCGUUCAGUAAGAAACUUGACAACAUUUACAAAUUCUAGUAUCAGAGAAAACAAUACCAUACGUAAAGUACGUGUACAGUUACUAAGAUUAUUCACUCAUUUUGGAAUUAUGCCAUCGUAAUUUUUGUUAGUGUUCUUAAAUAAUCUCUAGUGUGAAAUGUUUGACUCACUUAUACAACUACAACAUGAAUUUUUUUUCUGUGAAUAUCUUAAUUAUGUACAAAUUGAAGACUCAUUUAAUUCUAAUCAUUUAA